GUCAUGGCUGUGAAAGGGCCCGCGCCGGCCGCGGUCCGCUUCCAGCAAGCUUCGUGCUUCCCGAUCGUAGAUUAGUUUGAAUCUGAACCGCAGCCAAGAGAGUCGCCCAGUGCAUUCACCUACCGCUUUUAUUCUUAUCCAUUCCAGUUUUAAACCAAAUCAAAAUGCCGAUCGACUUAUACUAUGUUCCCGGAAGCGCACCUUGCCGUGGUGUGCAGCUCGCUGCCGCACUGGUCGGAGUUGAGCUUAACUUGAAGCACACAGACCUGAUGAAGGGAGAACAUAUGACUCCAGAAUUCAUAAAAAUGAACCCACAACACACAGUUCCUACCAUUGAUGACAAUGGAUUCUACCUCCAUGAAAGCCGAGCCAUCAUCACUUACUUAUUUAACAAAUAUGGCAAGGAAGACUCUCAAUACCCUAAGGAUGCCGAAAAACGAGCAAUUGUAGACCAAAGAUUGUACUUCGAUAUGGGAACACUCUACCAGCGGUUCGGUGACUACUUCUACCCGACCAUUUUUGGAGGACAACCAGCUGACCCAGAGAAGUUGAAGAAAUUGGAGGAAGCUUUAGGAUAUUUCGACAAGAUGUUGGAGGGAUCAGAAUACGCCGCUGGCAGUUCCAUCACUUUGGCCGAUGCCUCUUUGGCUGCAUCUAUCUCAACUAUCGAUGUUGUUGGCAUUGUUGAUCUCAGCAAAUACCAGAACAUUACCAGCUGGUUCAACAAAUGUAAGGCUGCACUGCCCGAUUACGAGGAAGCAAACAACAAAGGUGCUCUUGCUUUCAAAGCAUUGGCUGACCACUUAUCUAAGAAAGCAUAAGAUAUUCUCUCAAGUUCCCACCUGUAAAUUAAUUGAGUCUCUCUAAUGAUUAUUUCUGCGGAAUUUCAGAAUUUUGAUUUUUCGAUUUGUUGAGUAUUUUUUUCUCGUGAAAAUUUUUUACAUGAUGUUUCUGAAAGUUCAAAUUUUAAAAUGUUUUUUUCUGAGUAGCGAAACAACUAUUUAUUUAUUUUCAUUUCCAAAACUCAAGUUAACGAGGAACCAAAAUCUUUCUGCGUGUGUUCUCUUUAUUCACUACAUUCAUAAUUUCUAUUAAAUAUUAUCUCACUCAGUAUUUUUGCUUGUAAACCAAAUGGGUAUAAUUUAUAUAUUGUGCGACAAUAUGAAUUGUUAAAAUCGUAUACAACUUUUUUACCAUCUGGUUCUUUUAAUUUUUUAAUAAAAUAUUUUAGCGCGGUA
This is a messenger RNA of Bemisia tabaci, 1238 nucleotides long. The record is from RefSeq and is a predicted model, not a curated record. Lineage: Eukaryota; Metazoa; Arthropoda; Insecta; Hemiptera; Aleyrodidae.